Messenger RNA from Acipenser ruthenus (sterlet), 5926 nucleotides. RefSeq names its product rap1 GTPase-activating protein 1-like. Gene Ontology annotation, cellular component: cytoplasm. Gene Ontology annotation, molecular function: GTPase activator activity. Lineage: Eukaryota; Metazoa; Chordata; Actinopteri; Acipenseriformes; Acipenseridae. Gene Ontology annotation, biological process: regulation of small GTPase mediated signal transduction; activation of GTPase activity. The transcript is spliced from 26 exons. The coding region runs from base 448 to 2604 and encodes 718 amino acids. The record is from RefSeq and is a predicted model, not a curated record.
CCUCCUCUUUGCUCAGGAAGCAAGGGAACCACUGGCAACAGAGCGCAUCACAAGCCGCUAGCCGGCACGUCUAGUUUUCUGAAGCUAAAAGACACAGUGUGUUACUCUGACUUUCCUCCUUCUCAAACCGAGCACCUAUCGGACUCCCACCCCCCCGCUCCUCUCUAUUCCGCGUGCACGGCUGCAGCAGUUGGGACUUCUGCUACAACAAGACCCGACAAACUGCGAGAACUAGAACUACUCACAGUACUGCAGAACUGAAGAGGACCUUUUGAAGAACAAAGACAGAAACUACAAAGGGUCGACAAGUCCUUCUCCCGAACAAGAAGCUUAUGGAAACAGGAUGGAGGGGACUCUCCCAUCUCUAACACUCUAGAGCUGCCGGUUUUUCACCCCCACCCACCAUACACUGCUCCCCACUAUCUGAAGAAUACUGAUUUGUUUGAAAUGAUUGAAAAGAUGCAGGGCUGCAGAAUGGAUGAACAAAGAUGUACUCUCCCACCCACACUUAAAACUGAAGAUGACUACAUACCUUACCCCAGUGUGCAUGAGGUCCUGGCCCGCACAAGCCCGUUUCCCCUCAUUCUCCUGCCCCAGUUUGGGGGUUACUGGAUCGAAGGGACCAACCAUGACUUAAACAGCACCCCCGAGACAGAGCAGCUUCUUUCCCCCACCGCUCGCAUCAAACUGGAGUGCAACACCACCGCCAAGCUGUUUAGGAAGCACUUUCUGGGCAAGGAACAUUUUAAUUACUACUCCACGGACAGCGCCCUGGGACACCUGGUCUUCUCAAUGAAAUACGAUGUGAUCGGGGAUCAGGAGCACCUGCGUCUGCUCCUGCGAACUAAACUGAAAACGUACCACGAUGUCAUUCCAAUAUCCUGCCUCACUGAGUUUCCCAAUGUUGUACAAAUGGCUAAGCUCAUUUGUGAAGAUGUGAAUGUGGACAGAUUUUAUCCUGUCUUGUACCCCAAGGCUUCACGACUGAUUGUUACUUUUGAUGAGCAUGUCAUCAGCAACAACUUCAAGUUCGGAGUUAUCUAUCAGAAAUUUGGGCAGACAAGUGAAGAGGAGCUCUUUGGAAACAGUGAGGAGAGUCCGGCCUUCGUCGAGUUCCUGGAGCUGCUGGGGCAGAAGAUUGAACUACACGAUUUCAAAGGUUUCCGUGGGGGUCUGGACGUGGCACAUGGGCAGACUGGCACAGAGUCGGUGUACUACAACUUCAGAAACAAGGAGAUCAUGUUCCACGUGUCCACCAAGCUGCCAUACACCGAGGGUGACACACAGCAGCUCCAGAGGAAGAGGCACAUAGGAAAUGACAUUGUGGCCAUAGUGUUCCAGGAUGAGAGCACACCGUUCGUGCCAGACAUGAUCGCGUCCAACUUCCUGCAUGCCUACAUCGUGGUACAGGUGGUGAACCCCUGCUCCGAGAACACGCUCUAUAAGGUGUCUGUAACCGCCCGAGAUGAUGUGCCUUUCUUUGGACCUGCAUUACCGAAUCCAGCCAUUUUCAAAAAGGGACCAGAAUUCCACGAGUUCUUGCUGACGAAGCUCAUCAACGCAGAGUACGCCUGCUACAAAGCAGAGAAGUUUGCCAAGCUGGAGGAGCGCACGCGGACCGCCCUUCUUGAGACCCUAUAUGAAGAAAUGCACAUCAACAGUCAGUCAAUGAUGGGCAUCGGGGGAGACGACGACAAGAUGGAGAACGGGGCAGCAGGGGGAGGGGGCUUCUUUGAGUCCUUCAAGCGGGUGAUCCGCAGUAGAAGCCAGUCAAUGGACGCCAUGGGCCUCAGUAACAAGAAGCAAAACACAGUCUGCACUAGUCACAGCGGGAGCUUUACCCACAGUGCACCAGAGACCCCCAAAACCCCCGGGAUAUCAUUGCUUGUGCCAGGGAAAAGCCCCAGUAAAUAUGGACGCCGCGGCAGUGCCAUUGGCAUAGGAACUAUAGAAGAGUCAUUGAUUAUCCCGGGGAAGAGUCCAACUAGGAAAAAGUCUGGUCCCUUCAGCUCUCGCCGGAGCAGCGCCAUCGGGAUUGAAAACAUCCAAGAGGUGCAGGAGAGGAGCAGGGAAUGUUCCCCAAGUAUCCAGAGGACAACAGACAUUGGUCACAUAUCCCAGGAACCCAAGUCAGAUUCGUCCAAUCAGAGUUCACCUGAGAUGCCCACAACCAAGAACAGUUAUUCUGUGUAUUGCAGAGCUGCCUCCAUCCCCGAGGCCAAUGACCUGUCUCGCUCCUCAUCCAACGCUAGCAGCUUCGCCAGUGUGGUGGAGGAGAACGAAGUCCUUGAGGAAUACGACACCGGCAUGGAGAGCCUGUCGUCCGCUGGGACCCCUCACAAACGGGACUCCUUCACCUAUAGCCCCUGGCUCGAGGACAGUGUCAGCAGUGCCAGCGGGGGGAACUCACCAGUGCCACCGCGCUGCCCCCAGCCCGAUUCAGGAAAGCCAGCAGAGCCUUCGAGACCCGAGAUCCGGAUCAAACUUGAGAAGCCCCAUGAGCAGACGUCAUCGCAUUCCCAUAAGAAACACAAAAUCAAGGAGCUGAGACGAGCACGGAUGUUUGCCACGACAGACGAUGACAGCCAGCCUCCUGGGUUCUGAAACACUACUAGCAUCACUGCGAUAUGAGUAUUACACACAUCCUCCGGGUCACGCAGCAAAGGUGCCGGGAGGCACAGGACUCUGAACGUGUAACUAGAAACCUCAUACCACUGACCAUGUGACAUACCACAUUCCCAGCAGCCCUUGCAGGCUGCGCCAAGGGGCCCGCCUCGAAUCAAGAAGGACCUGAUUUGCACUGUGUUCAUGUUUGUUUGUUUAUUUAUCAGUUUUAUUUAACACUAUACCGUACUAAAGCUUUUGUCUGUAUAACUAAUGGACCAAGAAUGCUUUUACCUCCAAGUGAUAAACAACAGAAACGGAGACAUUUUAACUUUUUGACCACAAGGGACAGUUUUUACAAGAUGAUAAAUCUGAAUUGCCAACUCUUUCCAGGUUAAAACUAUUGCAGCUAUAAGGAAACUCCUGCUCCACUGCUCUGUUUACAGAGUUGAUCAACACCUACAAACCAGGUCAGAUUAGACAGUCGGCAAUUAGGGGCAGUUUCCUAAACUCACGAUUGACUUUGAAGUCGUGGAGCCAUUGGGAGAGUAGACGUCAUUGUGUCCCAGCUUGUCCUUCAUUGGGAGAGUAGACGUCAUUGUGUCACAGCUUGUCCUUCAUUGGGAGAGUAGACUCCAUUGUGUCCCAGCUUGUCCUUCAUUGGGAGAGUAGACGUCAUUGUGUCCCAGCUUGUCCUUCAUUGGGAGAGUAGACGUCAUUGUGUCACAGCUUGUCCUUCAUUGGGAGAGUAGACUCCAUUGUGUCCCAGCUUGUCCUUCAUUGCGAGGAUAGACGCCAUUGUGUCCCAGCUUGUCCUUUAUUGGGAGAGUAGACUCCAUUGUGUCCCAGCUUGUCCUUUACUGGGAGAGCAGACACCAUUGUCCCCCAGCUUAUCCUUUACUGGGAGAGCAGACGCCAUUGUGUCCCAGCUUGUCCUUCAUUAGGAGAGUAGACGCCAUUGUGUCCCAGCUUGUCCUUCAUCGGGAAAGUAGACUUCAUUGUGUCCCAGCUUGUCCUUUAUUGGGAGGGUCGUCUUCAGUCCAACCAUGACUGAAAGUGACUAGGAACUGGGGAAUCGUUAAAUGUAAUUCCAUCUGACCUUCACAAAUCAACCAAUAGUGACAGAAAAAUAAGACAGAUACAUCUUUAUAUUGUAUAGCAGCCAACUAACCAUGUUAAAACAUACCAACAUAUUGUAGUCAACUACAGUAUUUAUACUACAGGAGUCAAUGAAGGCAAGACCAGGUUAUAAAUGGACACAUCUAUGGAAGGGUGAGAAGCUGGGAAGCGGUUUUAAUCUGCAAAGCCAACUGGAGUGGUUUCAUCUGAUCUCCACUACCUUACACUGCCAGUGUUUUGCGUCAAAUCCGUCUUCCUAUUCAGCACCACGGUGUAAUAAGCAGGCUGUUUCAUUUCUUAUUCAUUCGUAAGGCUGCUCAUUUGACAUUCAAAACCAUAGAAAUUGCCCCACUAAAGAAGAUAAAGCUCUCAGCUGACAGUUAGAUAUCGAGCUAUUCCCCUGCGUCUUUCAGGGCUUAUUCAGCGAAUGCAAGCAGGACCUAGCAGGUAGCAGAUAUCACCAUUUCUGUUCCGAAUGAAGAGGCGCUAAAUUAACAAGUGGUUUUACUGUGUCAGUUCUGAAGCUAUAGGAGAAAAGCGUAUGCUAUAGGCAGUCACAGACUAGAUUUUAGCAUUUACCUAUAACCCAUCUUGCUAGAUGUACACAGAACAACAGGCCAGUCAAAGAAGGAUCUCAGACUAGAAGUUAUUAUUAUUUUUAUUUUAUUGAUUGUACAUAAAGAUAAAUUAUUUAUUGUCAUCUGCGUACUGAGGCAACUGGAAUUGCUGUUUUAAGGAGGAGACACUAGAAGGAAUCUAUUUUGGCCGAUUUCCCUCUGGGGAUGCACGGCUGUGCAAGAUACUUCAGAGAAGACACCCUUAAAGUACCAAGCGGUAAAUAUCACAAUGUUGUGUUAUCGCAGAAAUGUAUUUAUAAAAUGUAUGUGCAUUUGAUUUGUGUGUUUUGAUGUAUAUAUUAAAAGAUAAUGCUAUUUCAUUUUUUUUCUGCCAAAAUAUCAUCGAGGAGGGGUAUACAGGGAUAUUCAUCUUUAAACACUGCUGAAGGGUUAAUUUUCUUCUUUUAAGUUAAUUUAAUUGAAAGGGGGGGUUUGCACCUGUAAGUAAAUGUUACUGUAGCUUUUAUUUUAUUAGCCCUUAAAAUAGCUUAUGGGCUACAAUCUGUUUGACUGGAACACUAAACAUUUCCUGCAAAUGAAAAAUAAUAUGAAAAUUAGAAGAAAUGCAUUAUGUAAAGUUCAAUUUGAAUUAUAUAUAUAUAAAAAAAAUAAUAAUAAUAAUAAAAAAACUUAUACAGUAGUUACCAACAUAUUUUGGAGUGAAACCCACAUCCAUUUUCCAGUCCAACACAGCUGCCACAUUGAGAUUUCAUAAAAAAAUCAAAGUGCACCUCUGGUUAUAUAUUUGGCAGCUUUUCGAUCUGCUUUGUGAAUACAACGUCCGACAGGGCUGGGAUUCCACCUAGAAAGGCUUUCGAAGUUGGAAUAGGGUUUUGCACAAGCCAGAACUUAAACACAACUUUUCUUUGUGCGCUAUUUUUAAAAAGCUGCAUCAUCCUCCUAUUUUCCUUGGAAACUGUAAAACCAAUAUUUUCACACUAGGAGAGAAAAAAAUAAGACCGCCAAGCUGCUUACGCCUCUUAGCUGAGUCACAAACAAACUCACUUGAUGCUGUGUUUGUGAACCCAGCCUCUGUCGAGACGCCAUGUUUCCAUUUCACUGGCUCUCCCGUCACUGCAUUGAUAACACUGGGCAGGCUGCUGCUUUCCAUAGCCGUGUAUGUGCUGCUUAAAAUUACCAAACACAGCUGUUAGUAAACAAAUGCGUUGCAAAACUAUCUAUCUCAAAACCAUCAUCAGAAUGCAUUGGGCUUACAUGGAUAGGAAACAUGGAGAACUGUACAGACAUGGGCUAAAAAUAAAAUGUGACUGCUUCACAGGAGAAUCCUGUUGUAAAUUGAAAUUUGAAAAGACAAUCUAGUCACAAAAAAUCAGAGAAUUAAGCAAGAUGGUGCACUGCCCCAAUGAAAGUGCAAAAUAAGGAGAUAUAGACUGGUACCGAAAACACAGAUCGACAUCAUAGCUUUUGGUGUAAAGCUUCUUAAUGUUGUGGUCUGUGAAAUAUACAGCUUGUGUAGACUGCUUAAAGAAUUAGGCAAUGAGGUUGUGGCGCCCUGUGGCAUAGUCAUGUUCUAUGUGUGUGUGUGUGUGUGUGUUUUUUAUUAUUAUUAUUAGUUUUUUUUUUUU